GCGGCCGGCGUUUUGGAGCCAGAGUGGCCCUGUGGGCGGAGCAGACCCGGAGAAGGGAGGUGUUUGUGCUCUGCUCUGCCCCUGGCCUCCCCCUCUGCUCCCCCCACUCCCUGGCCCCUUCCUCUGUCUAAGCAACCCCUUACUUUCUGCCUUGCUCUGUAAAACACCCAGGCUGGCUCUGCCCUGUGGGCCCCCAGGCCCCGUCUGCACCUCACCCCUCCUGGAUGUUGAUACCAGGGGACUUUCUCAUCCUCACUCAAGGCCCAGAGAGGGGCAGGCAUUCCUCGGAGUCCCAGGCGACUGAACCGCAGAUGUCCCCCAUCACCCAUCACCCCGCACCGGCUGGGGGCUCUCAGCGGCAGUCUGGGCACCUGCUGAACCACAGUGGUUUAUGGAAGGAGCCCCGGGGGGAGCUGUCUAAUUCCAGGAAGGAGUGCCCAGAGCCACCCAGCGCUGCCCAGAGCUCUCCAUGGCCUGCCUGAGCCCCUCACAGCUCCAGAAGUUCCGGGAGGAUGGGUUCCUGGUGCUCGAAGGGUUCUUGUCUGUGGACGAGUGUGUGGCCCUGCAACAGAGGAUUGGCCAGAUAGUGGCCCAGAUGGACGUCCCGCCCCACUGCCGCACCGAGUUCUCCACCCAGGAGGAGGAGCAGCUCCGAGCCCAGGGCAACUCUGACUACUUCCUGAGCAGUGGCGACAAGAUUCGAUUCUUCUUUGAGAAAUGCGUUUUUGACGAGAAAGGGAAGUUCCUGGUCCCUCCGGAGAAAUCGGUCAACAAAAUCGGCCAUGCCCUGCAUGCCCGUGACCCUGUCUUCAAGAGUGUCACACACUCCCCCAAGGUGCAGGCCUUGGCCAGAAGCCUGGGCCUGCAGAUGCCCGUGGUGGUGCAGAGCAUGUACAUCUUUAAGCAACCGCACUGUGGCGGUGAAGUCACCCCCCACCAGGACGCCUCCUUCCUGUACACGGAGCCCCUGGGCCGGGUGCUGGGCAUGUGGAUUGCGCUGGAGGACGCCACGCUGGAGAACGGCUGCCUCUGGUUCAUCCCUGGCUCCCACACCAGCGGAGUGUCAAGGAGGAUGGUGCGGGCGCCUGCAGGCACCAGGUUCCUCGGAGCUGAGCCGGAGCGGGACCACAGCCUCUUUGUGCCCACACCAGUGCGCACAGGGGCCCUAGUCCUGAUCCACGGAGAAGUGGUGCACAAGAGCGAGCAGAACCUGUCCGAGCGCUCGCGCCACGCCUACACGUUCCACCUCAUGGAGGCCGCCGGCACCACCUGGAGCCACGAGAACUGGCUCCAGCCAACAGCUGAGCUGCCUUUCCCCCCACUGUACACCUGACGGCCCUCGGGGCUGGGGCCUGCCCGUCCCGGCCGAAGCUGUGGGCUACAACGCCGACGCCGGGGAGUCCCAUCUUCCGUCCUGGACUUCCUUCUGCUGAUGUCUUUGCCCCUGAGCCCUGUGGAGAGGCAGGAGCUGGUGGUGGUGGGGGGGGAGGGUAGUGACAGGGCAAGGCCAGGUCCAGCUUAGCCGGAGGCUUCCCCAAGAUCUUCGUUCCUCUGCCUCCCUGCCGGGACAUGGCCCCUCCCCGCUCUCCUCUCCUGUGGGCUGGAGCCCAACCUGGACACACAAUAAAAAUGGCUGAAGGCAGCGCCUCUGAGCCCUGUCCCAGCACCACAGCUCCGCUGCCACCACCGUUGGCACUCCGGCCGGCCGGCGUGGACCACGUGGCUUUGGUAACAAGGUCACUUUCCCUGGGCUGUGCUGGGUCCUCGUGCAGGUGAGGGGGCCGAGCAAGACAAAGGGAAGUGACUGUCGGGUUGCUCAACCCCAUCUGGGCCUGGGCUCCUCCCCCUUCCACUGUCCUGUCCUCUGCUGGGGGAAGGGUGAGAGGCCCAGGCCAGGAGUCAAGGUUCCUGCAGGCUCUGGUCCCAGCCCUGUGACCAACGUGCUCUCAGGCCAACCCCCUCCUCUCUCAGGGCCCCGUCUCCCCCCGCCUGUCCCACAAAGGGGCCAGUCUAGGGAGACUUGGGGCCCGUCCUGUUUGGGCAUGCUUGGCAGGCACCCAGGCCUUCUGAACAAUUACCAGAUCCAAAGCCUGCUUGGCUGCCAUCUGGCCCAGAGGUCGCAAACACUGAGGUUCCAAAGCAUGGAUGUGUUUUGUUUAGGCCUCCCCCCCCCCUUUUUUUUUUUUAGUAACUUUUUAAAACUGGGAGAUUUGACAUAAUCCAGGUUUCUGGGCUUCCUUGAAAGUCGCCAAUCACCAACGCUGGACCUAAGGCUGGUGCUGUGGCGCGGGGGAUGGGCCACACCCGUGACGCCAGCACCCCACACAAGCACCAGUUUGAGUCCUGGGUCUUCCACCUCCCAUCCAGCUCCCUGCUAGUGCACUUGGGAAGCCAGCGGAAAAUGGCCCGAGUGCCCGGGUUCCCGCCACCCACGUGGGAGACCCGAAGAAGCUCCUGGCUUCAGCUUGUCCCGGCCCUGGCCAUUGCAGCCAUUUGGGGAAUGAAUCUGCCAAUGGAAGACCUCGCUCUUUGUCUUCCCUCUCUCUGAAAUCCUUUCAAUUAAAUCAAUCAAUCUUUACAAGACAAUGCUGGUCCCAUAAGGGUGCCAGUUUGAGUCCCACCUGCUCCACUUCCGAUCCAGCUCUCUGCUGUGGCCUGGGAAAGCAGUAGAAGAUGGCCCAAGUGCUUGGACCCCUGCACCCACAUGGGAGACCCAGAAGAAGCUCCUGGCUCCUGAUUGGCCCAGCUCCAGCCAUUGCAGUCAUCUGGGGAGUGAACCAUCGGAUGGAAGACCUCUCUCUGCCUCUCUGUAACUCUGCCUUUCAAAUAAAUA
Lepus europaeus (European hare) is the source of this 2833-nucleotide messenger RNA. It is a transcript of the gene PHYHD1, whose product is annotated as phytanoyl-CoA dioxygenase domain containing 1. The record is from RefSeq and is a predicted model, not a curated record. The transcript is spliced from 12 exons. The coding region runs from base 470 to 1333 and encodes 287 amino acids. NCBI's taxonomy places the organism in Eukaryota, Metazoa, Chordata, Mammalia, Lagomorpha, Leporidae.